CGUGGAAUGGGCUUGGGCUUCAUCCAGACUGGUCUACGGGAUGUGAAAACGGUGGACAGAAUGACGACCUUCGCCGAUAAUCAGCUGUCUCCUUUGUGGGAGAAGGCUUUGGAGAACUAUAGGGAUGAGCUGGCGGCGGACGAUGACUUUCGAACGAUUCUGGAGACGAAAAGUCUCGAUGAGCUAUUGAAUGAUCCGAAGAUCUUGCAGCCGUUUGGACCACAGGGACGAAAGGCACUGGAUUCUAUGAAUCGCCUGAGACCGACGUUCAAAAUAGUUAACGAUUUCUCUGCGGUGCUCGCGGUCUCUUUUGGCGCGGGGACAAUGCUUACGGCGCUCGUCUGGGGUAGCAUUCGAAUGAUAUUAACGUUGGCGUCAUCGGCAGAAAACACCCUCCAAGAAGUGUUUGACAUGCUGGAAGAACUGAGCCUGACUCUUCCCCGCCUGAAGUUCUACGAGAAGACAGUCUCCAUGGAUCAGGAACUGGAAGCAUCGCUUCUCGCGGUUUAUACCGAAGUCAUCUGUUUCUAUGCUAGGGCAAUUCACUUCUUUCGUAGUCACAAGCAUAUGGUGCUAUUGCGGAAUUCAUGGUCGGAAUUUAGCGGCGACUUCAGCAAAACCGUGCAGCGAAUUAAAAGACUGUCAGCCACAAUUGAAAGUGAAGUGGAACUUCGGAGAAUGCGACUCGACAAUGAAAAAUAUCACGAAGUCCUCAAUCUGAUGGCAACAUUCCACACUAAACGCACGGAACCGACGGCGACAAUCCGGCAUUAUAUCCCUUUCUCAGAGUCUCCACGGUUCUGGGGACGGGAUGACAUCCUUUCUAAAAUUGAUGGAGCUUUCUCGUCCAGUAAACAGACCGACUCCUUGCGAUCAUUUGCAUUGUACGGCAUGGGUGGCGUUGGAAAAACCCAAAUCGCAUUGCGAUAUGCUAAUUCCUCGCGUGACAAGUUUGACGCUAUUUUCUGGGUUGCCGCCGAUAACUUGAUCACUAUUGGACAAAGCUUCCGAGAAAUCGCGAGGUCCCUCAGUCUCAUCCAGUCAAACACGGAGACUGAUGAUAAUGCGGUAAUGCUGGAGGUGAAAUCGUGGUUGUCGUCAACAAAGAGUCGCUGGCUACUUAUAUUCGACAACGCAGAUGACUUGGGUGUUCUCAAACAGCCUUGGCCCAGUAGCACAAACGGUUGCAUACUAUUGACAAGUCGUGACUUAACUGCAGCAUUUAGCCUGGCCUCGGAAGGCUGUCAGGUAACACCAUUUGACACUGCAUCCGGUUCCGCGGCACUGUUAAAUAUUGUCGGCCUUGAUCCUAGUACGGCGUCAAACUUGGAGACGGCUGAAACGAUCACCUCUACUUUGGGUGGAUUGCCUUUGGCCCUUACCCAAAUCGGUGGGUUUAUUGUCCAGCGACGUAUUCCAUUGAAGGACUUCCUGCCCCUGUACAAUCGAAGCUCAGCUAGGGUGGAUGCUAGGGGCACGGUAAACAUGAACUACAACCAUACUCUGGCUACCGUGUGGGAGAUGUCCUUAAGUAGACUCUCCGGAGAUGCCAAAGCUCUCCUCAUGAUUCUUGCUUUCACGGAUCCAGACUGUGUCCAAGAAUCAUUAUUGACCGAAGGUGCACUUCAUGUGCCCAAUCCUCUGCUGCAAUUUGCCGAAGACGAGAUCGCGCUAUUAGAUGCUGAAGAUGUUCUGCUUCAAGGGGCUCUAAUCGACAAAACAAAUGACGGUGGUAUUAUGUCUAUGCAUCGACUCAUCCAAACAGCGGUCAUUCGCAGAAUGAAUUCAGUGGAGCGACAAGAAAUAUUUUCUAUUCUUGUUGCAGUACUCCUGGUCAACUUCCCCGACACUUACAGUGCCGAUGUUGGACAUCAAGCUGCUUCAUGGGCCUCUUGCGAAAAGAGCUUACCGCACUUGCAAAGCCUUAUCAAGCAGAAUGAAGCGCAUUGUAUUUUCCUCAAAGACAACCAGGCCUUUGCUGAGCUCUUAUUGCGCAGUUCAUGGUAUCUGUAUGAGAGAGAAAACUACAGUGUUGCUCAGUCCUAUGUGAAAAUAUCAUUAGGGAUGUUUUCUGAUCACAAGUCGCUCGCUUACGCCAGUGCAGUCGAUCUACAAGGACUGAUUCAUCUUGACAUACGCCAGCCAAACGUCGCUCUGGAAGCCUUCGAAGAAGCCUACAAACUCCGCUCAGAGAUUCUCGAGACUCAGAACGUGUUUCUCGCUGCCAGCCUAGUGAACAUCGGGCUUGCUCUCACAGAAAUUGGCCGAUUGUCAGAAGCUCAUGAUUACCUGCAGCGGUCGAUCGACAUACGCCUGGAACACAAUAGCGAUCGAAUUGGUAACUCAUACAGUAACAUGGCAAGCCUUCUCCUGCGCAUGGAAAAGGCAGAUGAAGCCGAGGAGAUGCUGAAAAGAUGUCCUUCCUUGAAGGAUUUCACCGAUGAGACUUUUCUGAAAACAGGCAAUCCUCGAUUUUCAGGUGACAUGGUUCUUCUCGGCAGGAUUCGGUCAAAACAGGGGCUACAUAACGAAGCUCUGAGGUUCGCUUCGAAAGCCUUGGACUUCCGACGGCAGUGCUUGGGCGAACGUCUGAAAGUUUGCGAUUCCCUCUACCAAGUGGCCGACUUGCUUCAAAGGGGAGGCCAAUCCGCUCUCGCUAUUCAACUCUACGAGGAGUGUAUCAAGAUAUCAGAAGCGCUCCCACCAAUCGAGGGACUGCGCCAUCUUGCCCGCGCAAAGCAUGGAUUGUCUGUUGUUCUGGAAACAGUCGGCAAGCGCAAGGAAAGUGAGCAAUACGCGGAGCAAGCUAAAGCACUGAAGAAAGAGGUAUUAAACGACGACACUAAUCAAUCGUUUGGUCCUGAUACGGAACCAGACUUUGAGGAUCUCGUGCCAUGGAUGUUGUGGUAAACGAUAUUAUGUUUGAUCAGAACUUUGUGUAGUUUUCGAGUUCUAUUCGAAGGAUCCUUUCUCAGUCUGCUUAAUAGG
Aspergillus steynii IBT 23096 is the source of this 2988-nucleotide messenger RNA. Its product is annotated as TPR-like protein. Gene Ontology annotation, molecular function: ADP binding; protein binding. The transcript has 8 exons. Bases 7 to 2910 code for a protein of 967 amino acids. NCBI's taxonomy places the organism in Eukaryota, Fungi, Ascomycota, Eurotiomycetes, Eurotiales, Aspergillaceae. The record is from RefSeq and is a predicted model, not a curated record.